CUCGCUUAUAGUCACUUUCUCACAUUUUGUGUAUUUUAUUCACUUUGUACAAUCAAUUAAUGUAACGUAAACUUGUUUUUUGCCUACGGAACUCUUUAUCAUUCGUAACAGUCUCCUUUUAAUUUCAACUGGGAAAAGUUAUGCAUGCCGUUUCGAUGCAUUGAUAUUAUUAAGUAAGAACGCAGUGCAGUCGUUGUGUAGUGAACAUUGCGUAUCGAUGUGUAAAUAUUAUUAUAAUGAAAUUGAACGUCGAUUCACAUAAUUUUCUUAGAGGAGUAUGUCUUAUCACUCUAUUGUCAUCAACGUAUUGUGAUGGGAUUCCCUCCAAAGAAUAUUCAUCAUACAGACGGUAUCCGUGGUGCAGUCCGUCGGAUGUGAUACGGUAUCCGCAGACGCUUCAAGACGUGGUCGAUAUUGUGCACGAAGCUAUUUACAGAGGCACCACAGUUAAAAUUUUUGGUGAACGACAUUCACAAACGGACAUCAUUUGUACGGAUGGGAUUCCGGUCGAUAGUCGAGGAAUACGAUCAUUUCGAAUGAAUGACGAUGGUGUUACUGCAACAAUAGGAUCGGGUGUAAAUUUACGAGAUGCUACCGAAUUUCUUCGCAAUCACGGACGAGGUUUGAGAACGACACCAGCGUAUGGUAAUAUUACACUAGGCGGUGCGAUUGGGACCGGAUCGCAUGGAUCCACCAUCAGGUAUAAUGCAUCGAUAUCGUCACAAGUGGUCGGCCUGACCGUAGUCGAUGGAACCGGAAGAGUGCGCAAAAUUACGGAUAGUGAGGAUUUGCGAGCUUUUCGAUUGAAUCUCGGACUACUUGGAAUCGUCUACGACAUAACACUGUUCACAGUGCCAUUGUACAAAACAGUGGCCCAUAAUUAUGCCGUACCGGAUGAGGUGCUAACGAAUGGUGUUGCAAGGUAUUGGGCGCAAACAACCGAUCAAAUAUCGUUCUAUUGGUUUCCGGCUUUUAAAGAAGUUAUCGUAGCAAAUUGGACCAUUGUCGAUGUGGAGACUCCUGGUAAUGCAUACACAAAUGAUCAUGUGCCGCCAACCUAUGACAAUUUCAAUGUAUUAACCAGUUACUUAAAGGAAAUUGUGUUCGGUCUCACCUCCAGCACAUGUGCACUGGCUAAUUCAUUGGGAUACAAACUUCUGCAUAUGUUGGAGUACUACUUGGAAUUGGCAUUGUUGAUAAGAAUUCCAGAUUUUGUGCCCAUCUAUACAGAGGACGGCACCAAGGUACAAAAUCCGGCAGUGGGCUAUUAUGACAAAAUGUUUGCACCGAUUUGUUACGACGAACCUCAAGGUAUUCUGGGACUGGCGUGUCCUUGGGCUAGUUACGAAAAUGGCGUUACGUUUGUAGAUGAAGAAUUCGCGAUCGGGCUGGAUGAUCUAGCCGACGUAAUAAAUGAUGUCAAAGACAUAAUAAGCAAAACACCGACCGCUUUCCCGAUACAGGGAAUACUUCUAAGAUUUUCGGACACAACCGACAUCUAUAUGUCGACAGCAUAUGGCAAACAGGUGGUCCAUUUUGAAUAUUAUGAGUGGAAAAGGAAGAACGUUUACAAAGAUCCAACAGGCAGCUUAGCCGGUUAUCAGACGAUUUUGCAAACAUUGACCCGAAAAUACCAUGCUCGAAGCCAUUGGGGAAAAUCGGGACUGGUUUAUCAUGACCGUGAAUUUCUUGACUUAAAGUUGGACUAUUAUGCACGUGAAAAAUUCAUUGAGGCUAUGCACAAAUUCGAUCCGUACGGCGUAUUUAUGAAUAAUUUUGGACGUCGCAUCAAGCGACAAGGAACAAUCGUCGACAUCGACCCGUUAACAACACGUUGUGCGCUGUUAGGUAACUGUAUUUGUUCCAAGGAUUCCGAUUGUGGCGACACGCAAACCUGCACUACGAUUCCCGGUUAUAAUUACUACGUUUGUAAAACCCGAAACGAACAACCGGAAAUGACUAAAAUGGAUAGAUCGAAAAUACCUCCUCCGUUCGGUAUACUAAGCUUUCUUCUUACCAACUUAGUUACGUCCGUGAAAGCCGCGUAUGCAAAUUGUACAGGUAGGUAGUUAGGUGAUGUUUUGUUAGACGAUUUUGUUAAUUAGCCGAAAUUUCAAGUGCAAAUGAAAUAAAAAAUAUUUUCGUCAUAUGGGACGUAUAAAG
Bradysia coprophila is the source of this 2163-nucleotide messenger RNA. Its product is annotated as L-gulono-1,4-lactone dehydrogenase-like. Gene Ontology annotation, cellular component: membrane. The record is from RefSeq and is a predicted model, not a curated record. Gene Ontology annotation, molecular function: FAD binding; D-arabinono-1,4-lactone oxidase activity. NCBI's taxonomy places the organism in Eukaryota, Metazoa, Arthropoda, Insecta, Diptera, Sciaridae.